AUGGCCAGCAAAGAAGAUGAUGGAGGGAGGAAGCAACUUGGCAGGAAAGGCAGGGGUCUGGACCGGCGGGAGCGCGUGUCUACCUUCUCUUCCUUCGCUCACUUUGAACGCACGCAGCGCAGUAUGCGACGGUCGCUCGCGCUUGCCACAUUCUUGUAUAUCCCCACCUCGACAUAUGCCUAUACAGCUGUACCAAGAUGGGCGCAAGCCGCCGCUGUAUCAUCAAACUCGCUUUACAUCUACGGAGGCCAUACGGAUCAGUACAACAGCUUCACGUACGAUAACGCGCCGUGGAAUAACGACCUCCUAUACCUCAACUUGGGAACAUCCUGGGAUCCAAAUUCACCACCGUGGGCUGUCAUAGGCGGUUCGAAUAACGCCACAUCACCCGCAUACGGACCUGGACUCGCGUGGAGUACUCUCUCGACGUUUGCGGAUAGCCAAUUCCUCCUAUUCGGCGGUCAGGCGGGUCCGCUUUCGGACAUUGUCUUACAAGACAACAACGACUCUGCCGUGUUGAUCAACGUCUGGAAUCGCUACAAGCCGAGCCUCACCAAUGAGUCAAGUUCAUGGGCUGGCGAACCCCAACGCCGUAUGCGCCAUUCUACCGCAACAGUUGGCGGGAAGGUGUACAUUGUUGGUGGAGAACGCGCCGAUGGCUCCACGAACGGCUUCAGCGAUCACUACGUCUUCGAUCCCACAGGGCCCUCCUUCACUCUCCUCCCUACCGACGGCGCCCCUCCAGAUAUCUACGGGCACGCUACGCUCUUACUUCCGGAUGGCCGCAUCAUCGUACUGGGUGGUUGGCACCAAAGUCAAGGGUCGUUCGUCUCGUUCAGCCAAGUCUCGCUGUUUGACCCUUCCAAUAACUCAUGGACGAUGGCCAACGUCGACUCGAGCAACCUCCCUGACGGUCGUCUCGGCUUCUGCGCUGCUGCAUUGCCCGACGGUCGUAUCAUCAUCCAUGGUGGAGGCAAUUCUGGCUCUGGCUUCGGCGAUACCUUCUCGGAUGGUUGGAUACUCGACACUACGCAGUCUCCCAUGAAGUGGGAGGCCGUCCAGCCACUCUCCGCACUCGGUGCUCGUAGAGAUCACUUUUGCGUGACCAUCGGCUCGGACGUGCUCAUUGGCUACGGCUACAGCAGCAAUGGUCCCGCAGAUGCCAACAUGCAUAUCUACGACCCCAACGGAAGCUCCUUUGUCUCGACAUACGUACCUCAAACCACUGCAGCAUCGUCCACGCAAAUCACCGUUCCGCCGACAGUUCCAACAAGCGGGUCGGGCAGUGGUGGUGGUGGUAGUGGCACCGGGAACACGUCCGGUGCUGCUGGGGCUACUGGUAGCGGAGGUACGGCGAGCAGAACGUCAGGAGGUGCCUCGCCAUCGAGCACGAGCGGGAGUGGUGGAGGAAACGGCGGCGGGAACGGUGGUGGGAACGGCGGCGGAAAUGGGAAUGGAGGUGGAGGGAAUGGCAACGGCGGAGGUGGAAAUGGCGGCGAUGGAGGUGGCGGUGAUGGCGUCGCAGGAGAUGCUGCCCGAAAGAGAACGACGGCCAUCGUCAUCGGCGUCGUACUCGGUAUACUUGCGCUCGUCGCCGGCGCCGGCGCCGCUUACUGGUACCACCGUCGUCGCCGUCUGGCGUCAGAGACCGCUUUCACACCUCUGGGCGGCGAAGACGAUGACAACGCGGCGCAUGCCAUUCCCGUUGUCGGUGCGAACGAGUACUCGGAGAAGGGUCCUCGUCUUCUCAACGCUGUACCUCUCUUUGGCUUCGCCGACCGCAAUCGUCAGCAACGUGUGAACCGCGGACCCAGGAGAGACAUGCUUGCCGAUGAGGAUCGCUCGUUUAACUCAGGAAGUGGUGGCUGGAGCUUCACAGGAUGGGGACGUGGCGGAUCUGGCUCUGCGCGUAGCAGCAGAUUGUCGCGCGAUGGCAGCGAUGGCAGUUCCUGGAGCUGGUCGAAUACGGCCACAAGUCGCACUUCGAGUGUUCGUUCGGCGCUCGCUGCGCUCGGUCUCGGCGCCGUCGCCGCCCGUGGUGGUAGCAGCCGCAGAUCGCAACGGAUGCCCAGUGAGAAGGGCCCCCGCGAUCCUUACAGCGAUGAGGCGGCUCUUAUGGCAGAGGAUCUCGCAGAGGAGGAUAUCCAGCGACCACGAGGAGGUGCUCCAGGACCGUCAGGAUAUAUGUAUAGCGACCCAUUCGCCGACUCGAGCGCCGCAGAGCGAGGAGAGAUCGACGUACUACAUGAUGCCGGGCUCGACUCUGAUGCCGAGGACCUCCACGACGUGCAUGUCGUUCGCAACGCUCCCCAUCCCGCUCUACGAACCGCGUUACCUCCGACUGCCGACUUCGUACCUAUGAGCCCACUUGUCGAGCAGGCAUCGCGCCAUUCGUUCUCCAGUUCUUCGCAGGCACAUUCGUCUCAGCAGCAUACCACCAGCUCCGGGUCUCACGGCCUUACGCUCAAUCCAUACGACUCGAUCAGCUCGGGCUCGCAUUCGAACUCAGCAGGGCCACACAGUCCACGGCCGAGCUCUAUUCUGGACCCGAGUCCUUCACCUGCUGGCGCUGCAGGGAACGUACGCCGCUCAGGCACCUGGUGGAGUCGGCUGGCAGAGUCAUCAUUGCUACCCAAGCGACGGGCAUCGGAUGCGUCAAACCGUAGCUCGGCUCCAGGUUUUGUCAACGACUUCCGUGACCCUAAUCCCUUACCGCGUACGGCGUUGCAUCCUAUUACCGAAGGUUCGCAGCAGUCAUCUCCGGACUCUCCGCGAGGCAGUCGACAUUGCGGAAGCUCGGGCGAAGAGCGUGUCAAGGGCAUCCUCGGGAAGAUCGGCCAUGGCAAGAGCGUCAGCUCGAUCCAGACCGCGAAUAGCGAGACGAUUGAACGUGUUGGUGGUAUGACGAUCGUACAGCGUGACGGCACCUACGAUUCACAGUGGACGACUUCGCCCACGCAGACUGACGAGCUCGGGUAUGGUCACUCGGCUGGACCCAGCAGCAGUUCACAACGACGCCCGCUCGUCGUGCGCUCGCAUCCAUCCGAGAUCUCCCAGGCAACGACAGAGAUCUCUGAGCCGGUCUUCGAUCAAGCUCGUGAAGACACGCCUACGUUCACCGAUACGCCUCUAGGAACCUCGGUCGCGGGCCAUACGCCAGAGGUUUCGACGGUCAGCUCGGGAGGCAUGCACAUCAACAUCCCUCAAGCUGUCCUUACCGCACCAAGUGGACCUCGGUCGCCCGGACUUCCUCACUCGCCCUCCUCCGUUCCUCGACGCAUACAUGAUUACGAGCGUCGACUAUCACAAAGCGCCGUACCCCAGAGUCCCGGCUCUGCACGACCUCCACUGCCACAUCGCGAAUCAAGUGGCCCUCGCGCAAGAAUCCAGUACGGACUGGCUCCUCGCGCGAGCUUGUACGUUGCAAAUCCGGACGAUGCAGCCUGA
This is a messenger RNA of Peniophora sp. CBMAI 1063, 3447 nucleotides long. The record is from the annotation of a GenBank genome assembly. NCBI's taxonomy places the organism in Eukaryota, Fungi, Basidiomycota, Agaricomycetes, Russulales, Peniophoraceae.